AUGGCAGAUGAUGAGCAGGAUCCUAAAGAAUAUAGAUGGGAGACGGGUUAUGAGAAAACUUGGGAAGCUAUCAAGGAAGAUGAAGACGGUUUGGUGGAAGGCCUUGUCGCCGAAUUCGCACAAAAAGCAGCUCGCAAAGCUAUUGCUCCAAAACGUGGGCCGGUUCGUCUUGGUAUGAUGAGACAUUUGCUGGUCGCAAUAGACUGUUCCGAAGCCAUGACAUCUCAGGAUUUAAAACCUACGAGAUUUCUUUGCACCUUAAAGCUCCUAGAAAAAUUUGUGGAAGAAUUUUUUGAUCAAAAUCCUUUGAGUCAACUUGGUAUAGUUACAAUGAAAAAUAAAAGGGCUGAAAAAAUUACAGAAUUAUCUGGAAAUGUAAGAAAACACAUCAAAGCUGUUCAAGGUCUAUCAAAUCUUGCAUUAACAGGAGAGCCCUCUCUGCAGAACACUCUAGAGUUAGCAGGAAGAACAUUAAGGCCGUUACCUGGACAUGCAUCGAGAGAGCUCCUUGUUUUAUUUGGUUCACUUACUACAUGCGAUCCCGGAGACAUAAAUACCACUAUACAGACUCUAAAAACUGAUGGUAUUAGAUGUUCUAUAAUCGGUCUUGCAGCGGAAGUGAGGAUAUGUAAGAAAUUAUGCCAAGAAACUGGUGGUGAAUAUGGGGUGGUAUUAGAUGAUGUUCAUUACCGCUCAUUGCUGUUAGACCAGACCUCUCCCCCAGCCAGAGCGCGCGCUCUUGACGCAGGUCUUGUUAAAAUGGGCUUCCCUCACACACCUCAACCAUCAUCUGAUCAGCCGGAGUCUGAUCCACCGAUAACAUUAUGCAUGUGUCAUCUUGAGGAGGGCGAGGGUGUGGUUGGCGAGGGUCAUCUUUGUCCUCAAUGUCGCAGCAAGUACUGUUCACUGCCGGCUCAGUGUCGGACAUGUGGACUGACACUCGCAUCAGCACCACAUCUAGCCAGGUCAUAUCACCAUCUAUUUCCUGUGGAGCCUUUCGAGGAAUUACCGAAUGAGGGUCAAGCUCAAUUCUGUUUUGGAUGCCUCAGAUCAUUCACAGACAAUGAUAAACAGAUAUAUCGUUGUCGUCGCUGUACUGAAUAUUACUGCUGGGAGUGUGAAGGCGUGGUGUCUAGUACACUUCAUGUUUGUGGUUCUUGUGCCUCGAGGCCGCAGCUUUACCAGAGAUUACCAACGGCUGAAGGGAAAGACUGA
Messenger RNA from Danaus chrysippus (African queen), 1215 nucleotides. The record is from the annotation of a GenBank genome assembly. NCBI's taxonomy places the organism in Eukaryota, Metazoa, Arthropoda, Insecta, Lepidoptera, Nymphalidae.